AACAGAACUUACUUUCUGUUUUCUGUUGCUGUUAUUGCUGUUCUUUUAAAAUAAACAUCUAUUUCACUUGAAGGCAAAGUUCCAGAGAGAAAGAGGGAGAGAUAAAGAUUUUCUAGCCACUGAUUCUCUCUACCCAAGUGACUACAGUGGUCUAGGUUGAGCAAGGUUGAAUUCAAGAUCCAGGAGCUUCAUCUGGGUUUCCCAUCAACCCCAGCUCUCCAUUCUCACUGCUGGUCCCAAGAGAGAUGACACCAGCCCAAGUAGGAUUCUGCCCCCUGCUGCUGCUCCUGCUACUAGGACUGUGGCUGUCCCCGAGCAUAGUGAGUGCCAAGCCCAAGGACAUGACCUCAGCUAAGUGGUUCGAAACACAGCAUGUGCAACCCCACCCUCAACCAUGUAGCUCAGCAAUGCCCCAGGUCAACUACUACAAAAGACACUGCAAAAACCACAACACCUUCCUGCACCAGUCCUUGACCAGUGUGAUCACCACCUGUGACACCCCCAACAGAACCUGCAAGAAUGGCCAUGGAAACUGCCACGAGAGCCCAGAGCCCGUGUCCAUGACCAUGUGUCAGCUCGUCUCAGGGUUGUACCCAAACUGCAAGUACAAAGAGGAUCACCUGACAAAAUCUUACAUAGUGGCUUGUGACCCUCCCCAGCAAGGUGACCCUCAACAGUACAAGCUGGUGCCUGUGCAUCUGGAUGGGGUCUUUUAGGCUUCCAGAUCUCACUCUUUGAGCUUUCAUUUCCUCACCUUACCUCUGCACUGCUAGCCCUACAC
This is a messenger RNA of Ochotona princeps (American pika), 781 nucleotides long. RefSeq names its product ribonuclease 8. Gene Ontology annotation, biological process: innate immune response; defense response to Gram-negative bacterium; defense response to fungus. Gene Ontology annotation, molecular function: RNA nuclease activity; nucleic acid binding. Bases 246 to 716 code for a protein of 156 amino acids. The transcript has 2 exons. Lineage: Eukaryota; Metazoa; Chordata; Mammalia; Lagomorpha; Ochotonidae. The record is from RefSeq and is a predicted model, not a curated record.